Molecule: messenger RNA, 4054 nt
Organism: Cotesia congregata
Lineage: Eukaryota; Metazoa; Arthropoda; Insecta; Hymenoptera; Braconidae
Source: the annotation of a GenBank genome assembly
AUGAGUGCACCAGCACCUACAGGAUCUAGGCCUGCUGCCGCACCAUCAAUUCAAGAAUUCAGCAUUCGUGUUCCUAAGAAUAGCCGAAAGCGGCACAAUGUAAUGCGUUUUAACGCGAAUUUAAAUGUCGAUAUUGCAAAAUGGACACAAGUAAAAAUGGAGAGAGAAAACAAUGCCCGCGAGUACAAGGGUUACGACGAAGAAAUGCCAAAGUUUGGAGCUGGGUCUGAAUUUGGUCGUGAUGCUCGUGAAGAAGCAAGGCGUAAGAGAUUUGGUAUUACUGCACGAAAAUACAAGCCAGAAAAUCAGCCCUGGAUCCUUAAAACUGACGGUAAAACUGGGAAAAAAUUCAAGGGAAUACGUGAAGGAGGUAUUGGAGAAAAUGCCGCGUACUACGUAUUUACACACGCACCUGACGGUGCUAUUGAAGCUUUUCCGCUUCAUGAGUGGUAUAAUUUUCAACCAAUCCAACGGUACAAAACUCUGAGCUUUGAAGAAGUAGAAGAUGAAAUGAAAAGACGUGUUAAAAGAAUGAACUAUUGGUCGCUGAUGGACAGAAAAAAAAAGAAAGAUAAUGAAAAUGAUGAUGAUCCAGAAAAUGUUGAAACAAAUGUAAAAGAUCAACUUGCUCUGCAGAUUACUGAGAAUGAAGAGUGGAUGAAAAGCGAUGACGACGAAAGCGAAUCGGAUGAAGAGGGUGGCAAGAAAAAAAAGAAGGAUUCUGAUGAUGAUAAUGAUUAUAAAGAUGACGACAAAAAAAGCAAAAAGAAAAAGAAACCAAUCAAGAAGAAGAAAAAGAAGAAGCGUGACUCUGAUGAUGAAGCAUUCGAAGAGAGUGACGACGGUGAUGAGGAAGGAAGAGAGUGCGAAUAUUUAACAGAUUCGACCGACUCAGAAGAUGAAGUAGAAUCCAAAGAAGUUAAAUCUGUCGCUGAAGAAGAUGCCCUUAGGAAAGCGUUGGUUUCAGAUGAGGAUGACGAGGAAGAAAAUAAUGAGGAGAAAAAAGAUGACGAUGAGUUUGACGAAGAUGAAGCUAAAGACGAAAAAGACAAAGCUAAAGAGACGGAAAAGAAGAAAGAUAAGAAGAAGAAGAAAAAACCUAAAAAGAAAGACGUGAAAAAAAAUUCUAAAGAUUCGUCUCUUAGUGAGGAUUCCAGCGAUUCAAACUCCGAUUCAGAUUCUCCCAAAGAAUCUAAAGAAAUUAAUGGUAAAAAAUUAGCCAGCGCUCAUAACUCAAGAUCUUCUACUCCCACUGUCGUUGCCGGUUGUUCUACCGAUAACUUGAAGCGUAAAGCAGCUGCUUCUCCGGAAUUAUCUCAAAUUAAAAAAAUUAAAACCGAAACUCCGACUCCUGCUCCUGCUCAGGUUCCAACCACACCGAUAUCUGGAUCAAACGAAGGGAUUACUGAAGAAGCCGUUCGCCGUUACUUGAUGCGCAAGCCGAUGACAACAACAGAAUUGCUACAGAAGUUCAAUUUAAAAGGAAAAAUCAUAGCAAUAAGGCGUGAAGAUCAAUCAGUAUGGGAAAGAAGAGCUCCAUUGGCACCAUCAAACGUUCGACGUUUAAUAAGAUCUGGCGUAAGAGUAAUCGUGCAGCCGAGCAACCGUCGUGCUUACCCAGCGCAAUCGUAUUUAGCUGCUGGAGCUCAUCUUCAAGAAGAUAUAAGCGAAGCUUCAGUGAUCUUCGGAGUAAAGCAAGUUCCUGUUGACGCCUUAAUACCUAACAAGACUUACUGCUUCUUUUCACAUACAAUAAAAGCUCAGGAGAGCAACAUGCCACUCUUGGACGCGAUUCUCGAAAAAAAUAUCCGGCUGCUGGACUAUGAGAAGCUCACUGAUAAAAAUGGGCAACGACUCGUCGCGUUUGGCAAGUACGCCGGUGUAGCUGGCAUGAUAAAUAUUCUCCAUGGGUUGGGACUCAGGCUCUUGGCUCUUGGACAUCACACACCUUUUAUGCACAUCGGACCAGCCCAUAAUUAUCGCGACUCAGCGGUUGCUCGGCAAGCGAUCCGCGACGUCGGGUAUGAAAUUGCACUAGGAGCGAUGCCCAAGUCAAUCGGGCCGCUGACUUUUGUCUUCACAGGCAGCGGAAAUGUUAGCCAAGGUGAUACAAACAAAAUAUACGGAUGCGAGAUACGUCGUAGGCAUCAUUUAGAGCGCAAAGAAGACGGUGGAUACGACGCUGAAGAAUACGAUAAGCAUCCCGAGCGUUACAUCUCAACAUUCAGCAAGAAGAUAGCUCCCUACGCAUCAGUGAUAAUAAACGGUAUCUACUGGGCAGUAGACUCUCCAAAGCUGCUGACGAUUCCUGAUGCAAAGUACCUUCUGCGACCAGCUUACACCCCCUGGCUGCCAAUAAGCGUCGGUGCGCCAGCGUUGCCUCACCGUAUGCUGGCGAUCUGCGACAUAUCCGCUGAUCCAGGAGGUAGUAUUGAAUUUAUGAAUGAAUGUACGACUAUUGACACGCCAUUUUGUCUUUACGACGCUGACAGAAACAAAGACACUAAGUCAUUCAAAGGUCCUGGUGUUUUAGUCUGUUCUAUUGAUAACAUGCCAACGCAGUUGCCCAAAGAGUCCACUGACUUCUUUGGUGACUUGCUGUUUCCAUUCGCUCAGGAGAUUAUUGAGAAAUCUGACGCCAAAAAGCCUUUGGAGGAGCACGAUUUCAGUCCCGCAGUCCACGGUGCUAUAAUCGCGUCCAACGGACAAUUGACUCCCAACUUUGAGUACAUAAAGGAGCUGAGAACAAUGAAUCAGAGAAGCAAACACAAAGCUGCCAGCGACAGUGAAGCCCAGACUAAGACCAUUGUAGUACUGGGUGCUGGAUAUGUUGCAGCUCCGCUGGUUGAAUAUUUGCAUCGAGAUGGUAACACAAAAAUAGUUGUCUGCUCACAUUUAAAGGACGAGGCUGAUACACUCGCUAACAAAUAUUCUGGGGUUGAGUCUAUUUUCUUGAAUGUUACCGAACGCCCUGAUACUUUGAAAGAAAUAAUAAGCUCGGCAAAUGUUGUGGUUUCUUUGCUGCCUUAUGGGCUUCAUCAUAGCGGAAAAUGCUGGAAUAACUAUUUUAAAUGAAAUGGGUCUAGAUCCAGGUAUUGAUCAUUUGCUAGCUCUUGAGUGUUUUGAGGAUGUAAAACAAGCAGGCGGUAAAAUUGAAUCAUUUAUUUCCUGGUGUGGAGGUCUACCAGCGCCAGAGUGUUCAGCUAAUCCUCUGAGGUACAAAUUCAGUUGGUCACCGCGCGGUGCUUUGAUAAACACUCUAUCACCGGCGAAAUACUACCACAACGGACAAGUUGUUGAGAUCGCUGGAGGUGGUGAUCUCAUGUCGGCAGUUCAGAGUCUUGAUUUUCUGCCAGGAUUUGCUCUGGAGGGCUUUCCUAAUCGCGACAGCACGAUGUAUCGAGAAUUAUACGGAAUUCAGAAUGCUAAUACUAUUUUACGAGGAACGUUAAGAUUCAAAGGUUUCACCGAUACUGUUCAAUCUUUGCAAUACUUGGGUCUCAUUGAUCCUAAUCCUCAUCCUAUUUUACAUCCGAAUGGCCCAGAUAUCACUUGGCGUACACUUAUUUGCAAUCUUUUGGGGCUUAUAAACGAUAAUAUAUUCUACGAAAAUCUCAAACGAAAGCUUGUAGAGCGUGUAAAUUCUGAGGAACGUGUCCAAGCCCUUGAAGACCUCGGUUUGCUUGCUGAAGACUCUGUGUUGAAACUAAACACUCCAUUAGACACGCUGGCGCAUUACUUGUCUAAAAAACUCAACUUUGAGAAAUCAGAACGCGACUUGGUGAUCCUGCGCCACGACAUUGGAAUCCAUUGGCCGGACCAUAGAAUUGAGGACAGAGGAAUAAAUUUAGUUAUUUACGGCAACGCUGACGGGCACUCGGCGAUGUCUCGUACCGUUGGAUAUCCAGCAGCUAUUGCUGCCAAGAUGAUUCUGGACGGUGAAAUUCAACAACGUGGUGUUAUUUUACCCUUCACACCUGAUAUUUAUCGCCCUGUUCUUAAUAGACUAAGGUCUGAGGGAAUUGAAUCCUUUGAAACAUCUAGAUGGCGUUAA